UUAAGUUAUAAGAGACAAAUAAUUUUGAAAGUGAGCUUUCAGGGUCAGAACAGACCGGCCAAAAUCCGAUCCUCUUUUUUCCCCCAACAGUCUGAUUCUACGGUUUCCUCCCACCAGCUUCAACAACCCUAAUUCGCCACCAUGACUGAGUAUUGGGUUAGCCAGGGUAACAAGUGGUGUGAUUUCUGCAAAAUCUACAUAUCAAACAAUCCUUCUAGCAUUCGAAAUCAUGAGCUCGGUACGCGUCACAAGGAUGCUGUUGCUAAGAAGCUUGCUGAUAUGCGAAAAGACAGAGCUGCUAAGGAGAAGGAAGAAAAGGAAGCAGAACGUGCCCUUCUGCAAAUUGAAGCGAAAACUAAGCGCAGCUAUCAAAAGGAUAUGACGAACUUUCAGGAAGCUAGAGAUACUCAUGCUCUUGCACUAGAUGUUGGGGACGAUGGUGAAGAAACAUGGUGGUAUGACAGCGCUUCUGGGUAUUACUACCAUCAAAGUAAUGGCUUUUGCUAUGAUGCGAACUCCGGCUUCUACUAUUCUGAUGCUAUAGGCAAAUGGGUGACACAGGAAGAGGCAUAUGCGACCCCUCAGUUUUUAUUAAAAUCCAGAUAUAAAUCAACGAUGUUGAAGAAGAAAGUGCCAAAUUCAGGGACUGGAUCAGCUUCAGAAAAUAAAGGGGCUGAUAAAUCUCAAAAUGGUCCUCCACCAGGACCAGUUGUUUCAGCUACUUUAAACCCUAUGAGAUCCGUUAAAGGUGCUCCCUCCAAAGUUCUCGUUGGCAAAAGAAAGAGGCAAGAGGUGAAGCCACGGGCUAUGACUGCAGAAGAGGCAGCUGCACUUAAAGCAAGGGAGGCCGCUAGAAAGAGAGUUCAAGACAGAGAAAAACCAUUGCUGGGCCUUUACAGGCCACAAUGAUUUGUCUUCUCACUCAAGUUUGUGUCUGCAACAUAAGUGUCAUGUAGAGCCCGAUGAGAGGAAUGCGAUCCACCACCAUCUGCCAUACCUUUCAGGCACACCUUGUUCCUCCUGAUCAACUCGAUCACCUCCUCCGGCACCUGCGGCAUAUCGCCGGUGACCUUGUACUUCUCGAAGUAGAGCGGCGCGUCCAUCACCUGCUCCACAACGUUGGUCACGAGCGGUCCGAUUCCGUCAUCGGGGAUUAGGGUUACGGCGCGCAGAGCAUCGUUGUUGGGGCGGGGCUUGUAGGUGACCGUUCGGGUUUGGGCCGUGAAGGAGGGAGUGGCCGGCUUUGUUAGACGGUGGCGGAGGAUCGGUAUGGAUCUUCUCGCUCUUCACUCCCCAUCUGGAUGAAGUUCCGGACGUAAUGAGGUUUUUUUUUAAUACAAUUCAUUCUAAUAUUUGACAUUUGCCAAAAGACUUCACCAUUGGAGGAGAAACCUUGUAAAUUUGACAUUGCUGAGAGGGCUGUCAAAUUUGAAAUUGCCACAAGCUAAAAGACAUCUCUGCUGGAGAUGCUCUAAGCUAUCUAAGUGAGUGUUAAAAACCGCGCACUAUGCUUUUCCUUCAAAACCAUUG
Molecule: messenger RNA, 1530 nt
Organism: Argentina anserina (silverweed cinquefoil)
Lineage: Eukaryota; Viridiplantae; Streptophyta; Magnoliopsida; Rosales; Rosaceae
Product: zinc finger protein ZOP1
Exons: 6
Coding region: 142-909 (255 amino acids)
Biological process (GO): mRNA splicing, via spliceosome
Cellular component (GO): precatalytic spliceosome; nucleus
Molecular function (GO): zinc ion binding; RNA binding
Source: RefSeq, a predicted model, not a curated record